This is a messenger RNA of Setaria italica (foxtail millet), 1300 nucleotides long. RefSeq lists its product as uncharacterized. The transcript has a single exon. The coding region runs from base 233 to 1108 and encodes 291 amino acids. The record is from RefSeq and is a predicted model, not a curated record. Lineage: Eukaryota; Viridiplantae; Streptophyta; Magnoliopsida; Poales; Poaceae.
CCCGUCGCCUCACGCGCAUUCCUUUUUGUCGCGUCGCGUCGCCUCCCCUCCUCGCGAUCUCAGCUCGCCCCGCCCCCCUUUAUAAACGCCGCCGCCCAAGCGUGCACACACCAGCAAAGCAAUCCCACCACCCCGCCAAGACGCGUCCAGCUCCACUCCGGGCACACAAGCACGAGCGAGCUCCUCUCCUCCGCCCGCCGGUCUGAAGCCUCUCUUUAUUUCAUCGCCUCUGAUGUCCGCGAUGGCCGCGGCGGCGGCGCCUCCCCCGCGCCUCGACUCCGUCCUCAGCUUCGGCAACGCGCUGCCCGGCGACGGCGCCGAUGCCGACGCACACCGCCCGGGCACGGAUGAGCGCGCCUUCUCAGACGCCGGCAGCGAAUACGACGACGACGACGACGCGGGGUUCGAGUUCGCCUUCGCGCCGCCGCUCGUGGCGCGCGGGACCGGCGGCGGCGCCGAGGACCUCGCGCCGGCCGACGACAUCUUCGCGCACGGCCGCAUCCUCCCGGCGUACCCGGUCUUCGACCGCCACCACCUCCUCGACCGCGGCGACGACGAGGCGACGGCGCCGGCGCCCCAGGUUGCCUCCACGGCGCCGCCCUCGCCGGACACCUACUGCGCGUGGGCGCCGCGGUCCGCGCCGGGGUCCCCCGCGCGGGAGCGGGACUUCCCCAAGUCCGCCUCCACGGGGGAGGCGCGCCGCUCCUGGCGCCUCCGCGACCUCGUCUCCGGCGCCGGCGGACGCUCACACAGCGACGGCAAGGAGAAGUUCCUCUUCUUCCAGCCCACCACCACCGCCUCCGCCGCGCCGUCCAAAACGGCCGGCAGCAAGGCGACGGCGGAAAUGGCCGGCAGCAGCAGGCAGGCCGCCAAGCCUUCGGCGCCCGCGCAGAAGCAGAGCAAGAAGAAGGGCGGCAAGGCCGCUGGCGCCGCCGUGACAGAGAUGGACAUGGCGACCGCGCACAAGCUCUUCUACGCCAAGCAGGGCGGCGGCGCGCUCGCCGGCGACAGGCGGCAGCAGCAGCAGUCGUACCUCCCCUACCGCCCCGGGAUCGUCGGCUUCUUCACCGCCGCGCACGCGCUCGGCCGCUCGCACCACCCCUACUAGCUAGCUUGCUCGGCCACCGCCGACGAUCACUCCGCUCGUUUCGAUCGGGAUCAAUAAUCUCCCGAAGAAAGAUUAUUUCGUUCAUUUUUUUUCGAUUAAUAUUAACCGAAUAGCUCAUUCUUCUCUCGCCAUUUCCUGUGAAUACAAGAAAAAUAAAAAAUAAAAGAAAUUACAACGCCAUUCUUGUGCUGA